Molecule: messenger RNA, 600 nt
Organism: Angiostrongylus costaricensis
Lineage: Eukaryota; Metazoa; Nematoda; Chromadorea; Rhabditida; Metastrongylidae
Source: the annotation of a GenBank genome assembly
CAGAUGUUAUCGAAAGAGACUAACCAAUUGAUGAAACAACUUGUUCAACUUAGCAAUUCCAAUGUAAGUGAGGAUAUCAAUUCUCCUUCUGUAUUAUGUAUUUUACAGCGAACCCUUCGAGUUCACCGAGAGCGUCUUCAAAAUGAAUACAUAGGUGUAUUGAAUAGACUACAGCGUUGUCAACGUCGCGCUGCGCAGACGGAAAAGGCUGGUAUGCGUCAGGUAUAUGCUGAAAGCAGGAGGAAAAUGGAAGAAGAAGCAUAUGAUCGUGAGAAACAGCUCCAGCGUCAACGUCAGCAAGAGAUCAAUUUGAAUGAAUUCAAAGAAAGGCAGCAAGCUUUGCAACAACUUGAACAAGAUAUAGGUGAUGUCAAUCAAAUAUUCGCUGAUUUGGCGCGAAUAGUGCACGAUCAAGGCGACGUAGUUGACAGCAUUGAGGCGAAUGUAGAACAUGCCCAAAUUCAUGUAGAGCAGGCCUCGACUAAUCUACAACAGGCGGUGUAUUAUAAUCAAAAAGCUCGUCAGAAAAAGAUGCUCCUCUUUGCUUUCUUCAUGAUACUUGUCCUUAUUAUCGGCUUAACUAUCUAUCUGGCUCGAUGA